This is a messenger RNA of Anopheles funestus (African malaria mosquito), 4765 nucleotides long. RefSeq lists its product as uncharacterized. The record is from RefSeq and is a predicted model, not a curated record. The coding region runs from base 2477 to 3460 and encodes 327 amino acids. The transcript is spliced from 7 exons. NCBI's taxonomy places the organism in Eukaryota, Metazoa, Arthropoda, Insecta, Diptera, Culicidae.
UGUAAAAAAGACGUUAAAGUAAAGGGAAGAUUCCGAAAGAUUAUGACUCCUCACUGGUAGAUCUAAUCAAUUAAUGUCCCUGUUUAAAAUUCACACGUUGUAAGCGAGUUGUAACCUUUAAGAUACUUCCGACCGGUAUCGGAAACUAUUACACCAACUACCAGACGGCUGCUACAAAGAUAAUCAAAACCAUCAUCCGAACCAUUUCUAUAGGACUGUGGCAGGACGGGAAGGGGGAUCAAGAGGAUAUAGCACACAAAUCUGACGAUGAGCGAAAUUGACAGCGAGAUCCUUUUCCCGGUAAAACGCCACCCGGAACAACAGUGUGACAAUUUCACGACAACCAUCAGCGAGGCUUACCGCACGUUUCGCAACCAAAACCGGGAUGAAGAAGUUGUGACGUUUUAUCCGUGGGAAACACGUUGCCGACUAGUGCCGAAGUCAUUUGCCGAAACCGAAUCUCGAGCGCGAACCAGCCAAAGGAUGCUGGCCGAUGGUAAGCGAGAUCGCUGGAUGGUACACGAUGGCACCGAAAUACCCGAACGAACCAACCAGCAAACCAAAACAAUCCAUCCGAACGACGUUGGAACGGUUUUGCUGUACUGAUACGAACGGGUCCGCCUAGCGCUGUGGUUCGGUUCCGGUGAAGAUUGAACGACGAGCAGCGUUUAGUCGUUUUCAGAGCUCUCGCGCGAGCAGCUGUUGAGUUGGGAAACGGGACAGAAAGGACCAUACUUCGGUUUGCGUUCACCACGGUCGACACCGGUCGAAGCAAAGUGGGCGCAUUUUGCCAGAAAGCAGCCGAUUCGUUCGUUUUUGGUUUGGCGGGAAAACUAAGUACUAAGCUUGCACGUGUUCGCAGUGAGCGUGGAGUUUGAAUUUGAAGCAAUCCGUUACGGUAGGGAAAGCAACGCUUCAACAUUUGGUUAAUGUUGUUUUUUUUUGUACGAAGAAUUCAAAUUCAAAGCCUCGUGAGUGAAUUCUUUUACGCAUGCAUCAAGUAGUAGUUCACGUGUUUAUUGAAGCACCUGCUUUUGGGGGAUGAUAAUUUAUCCACGAACCAGUGCACCCUCCAACGCGAAGUUAGUAGUGGCAGUACAGUAGCAAUAUCCUUAAUUGGACGUUUUGACCAUUAAACCGCAAUAAAUUCGUACAACAACUAGUGCUGAACGUCAUUAAGCGCACGUCUUGUACUCGCUUUUGGUGCGGAAACACUCCAUCGAGUGUAGAUUCUCGUUUCGCAUGUAAGGACAUUAUCCGCACCAAAAACGGACCAUACCUUUACCGAACUGACCCCAUAUCGAUGGUGUAAGAUCUCCCCCCCGAAGAAGGGCAUACAAGUUCAACGGCAAAAAAGGUUCACAGUGGGAAGUGAUUAUCAUCAGUGGCCACCCGGUCCGGUCAGUGUGUUUCGUUACUCUGCCUACGUGCAACCGACUGUGACCGUACGGCGAAAGGUUACUUCUCCAGCCCCUUAAUCGAAGGAGCUCAAUCCUCGCGGGUAACAUUUCUUAAGUAGUUCGUGGUGAGGAAAAUUAGUUCAUCGCAUCGUUUAGAGCCUAUCGAUCGUUGCAAACUAGAUCGUGUUUGCAAGUUGCUGGUGAUUUCAUCCAUUACCUACGGACCGGUUCCUGUCACUGGUCGCGGUUAUGCUUGGGUCCCAAGGUUACAAGGCGUCAACAAACAAUAAACAUCCCGCGGCAGUGCUUGGAUAGUUGAGCUAUUCCCCUUUCUUCUUUGCUGCUCCAUCUAUUUCCGCUCCACGCGGGCGUUUCCUCCUGGGAAAGACGGGGGCAUCAAAAGCAAAUACACCCAAAAAUUCUACCCACACCAUUCGUGGAAAAUAUACUUCCUCUCAAGCUGAGUUGGGAAAGAGAACCGGAAAAAAGGGCGCCAGAAAAAUAAACCACCCCUAGCUCCAACUCACACAAAAAACCGCAAAGGAAGCGGCGUGCAAGCUACACACAAAGAAGGAAAAAACUCCAACACGACUGGCGACAAUAUGCUGCAAGCGGUGACGAGGACAACCGAAAAACCUCAACGCAAGUAGACGCUACGAAAAGUUUCUUCCUUCGUCAAAGAGGAAAAAAACCGUCGCACGUCGGCAAACGACCGAAAGGCGUCCGUGCAUGAGAACGAGCAAAGCAGGGCAAGUUAGCCGGAAAAAGGUGGUGAUAUCAUCCCUUUUAUUUUGAAAGCAUACACACAUGUAUGUAACACACGUGCGGGGUCAAACGGUGGUGUAAGAGUGUGUACCAAUCUCAACCUCCAACCCCUCCUGCCUAACCACGUUCCCUUGGCUACCCGUAAGCGUCCGAAGAUUGACCGAAAACUCUAACGAAGCGGCAACAAAGGGGGAAUUAAAUUUUGCAACUAAACGGGGCAACAACAAAAAUCCCCUGGUUCCCCGAGUACGAACUGGGUGACGGGAAAAAUCCACCCAAGGACCGAGACCGAGACGAUUUCAUCACACAGGAUGAGGAUUAGGCGGAGCGUGAAUAUUAGCAACGGCAGUGUCUUUCAUCUGGUGCUUGUCACUAUGGCAGCGCUCGUACGACAGGUUCUUUCCGAGGACUGUGGACAGGAGGAGCUGGUACAGUGCACGAGACCCCUGCAGGUCCUGUCGGCCACAUCGGAGCUGUCGUUCGUGACCAAGAAAGAGGAGCUGGAUAAACUUUGCCCCGAUCUUCACACCGGACUGCACUGUAUACGAAGCUACACCCGACGCUGCAUGAAUAUUCAUCAGCGGGACCACUUCAACAAACUCUACCACGGCACUAAUGAAGUGAUACACGAGCUCUGCGAGGAAGGCCCAUAUCAGGAAGACUUUCUUAGACAUGCACCGUGCAUGCGGCAUGUGAAGAAAGACUACGAGGUGUGUGCGGCCCGGUACCAGAGCACCAUGGCGAAGAUAGGCCAGUCGGUGGCAGCUACAACCACCACGACGGUCGCUUCCUCUGUCUAUCCGACAAUGGCCACACAUCCGGCAGCGGUACUGAGCAGUGGCAGUGGGCAAUACCACAGCGGUGACAUGAGUCAGCAUCAGCAUCAGCACCAUCACAGACAGCAGCACGAGCAUCCGGCCAGAAGCCAUCCCAACAGCACCAAGUCGAUCGAGGACGCGGAAGAGGAACGGCUUAAAACGGUUUGCUGUGCCUUCCAGAAGUAUAUGCAGUGCUCGGAGUUUACGGUACGGCAUGCCUGCGGUGACGAGACGGCGCUUUUCACGCGCAAAUUCCUCGACAAGAUGUCCAACACGCUGAUGCGGAUGCACUGCGUCGAUUACACGCCGGAAAGUGGCAAAUGCCGGGAUUACUUCAGCUCAAGCGCCACCCGGGCGGGUUUAGUGUGGUGGAGUUCAUCAAAUAUGGUCACACUCACCAUCGUGACGGUGCUUGCGGUUGUAAAUGCGCGUCUGAUGCAGCUGUACCCGAGCCAGUGGCUCGGAACGUUUAUUUAAUCGCCACCCACAGCGAUGUCGAUCGGUACCCGAUCGGUACCCGGCACGAUCUCGUUGGCGAGGAUGAUAAACAGGCCGUGUGUGUGUGCCCGGCAGAUGCUACAUUAACAUCUACAUAAACAGCAGCACGAGCUAAUAGGCAGGUAAAUGUAUUCGGCUUCCAUAUCCAGCCUAGCGGAACGGAGCUAAUCGUCAAGCUUGGAAAAGCGCUGUAAAUUGAGUGGAAAGUGCGGCUAAACGGGAAGAUUAAAAUGCAUUCUAUCAACAAAAAAGAAAGGAGGAAACCAGCGCUCAAACCAGUGAAUUUAGUUUAGUGAAUGGUAAAAAAAACACAAAAAACAGAAAGCGAACGAGAACAAGCAACGCAACAAAACUACACAAAGCGCCACAUUGUGCUACGGAAUGUACCAGAAAGGGCAACAGAAAAAAAACGCAUACGUGUAUGGCAUUGGUGCGAAACUUGUUUUACUACAAACCGAGGCAAAAAAUAAAAAUGUUUCCCUGUUUUGUUGUGGAAGCGAAUACAACUGGUGCCAUGACCAGGAACACACAAAAACAGCUCUCGUUUUUCUCCGCUUGCGGUCAAUGUAAACCGUUGUAUUUGUUGUGUUUUGUUUUAAUUUAAAAGAGAGAGAGAGGUAUAGUAACUAAUAAGAAAGAAGGGCGUCCUAUUAACCUACUGUUAUUAAUUGAUUAUUCCUCAUAAUACUGCCUUUAUUAGAAAUUUCUUCCCCAAAAAAAAUAUAUAAAAACACGAAAGGAAAGUAAAGAUUGAAAACGAUGAUAUACUCAAAACGUUAGCAAAUUGAAAAAGGAAAAGCAAGCUCAAACCAUGAGGACACGAUCAUCUGCUUGAUCUGGUUGCUACACGAUCCGGUCGUAUUUCAGUUUCGCACCAAACACUCCAUCCUAAAAUUAUUGAUUAAGUAGCAAAAAAAUAAAUAAAAGAAUCAAAUGUAAGAAAAAGUAAACAGAAAAGAAACUAUUAAAAAUAGGAAAUGCAUUGCCGGACGCUUUCAAACCUUUAACCUUUAACCUAAACAUUCCCGCUAUCCUAAAGCUUAGCGUACGUUGCGUACGAUCGUUUGUUCUGCUGGCGUACAAUCUGUUACUUCUGAUUCUUAACAAGCAAAAACCAAAAAAAAUAUAUAAAGUAUUGAAAGAGAAUGUUAGGUUCGAAUACGGGGAAGUGGUAGCCAAUGUGGCGAUGUAAGGGCAAGAAAACGGAUGAAGAAAGUAACGAAUUUGUAUAGAAAAGCUAAUGUACGAGACAAAUCUGUUUGUAAAGAAGUUAGAAUACUAUAG